This is a messenger RNA of Myzus persicae (green peach aphid), 2305 nucleotides long. Its product is annotated as ring canal kelch homolog. Bases 488 to 2305 code for a protein of 605 amino acids. NCBI's taxonomy places the organism in Eukaryota, Metazoa, Arthropoda, Insecta, Hemiptera, Aphididae. The record is from RefSeq and is a predicted model, not a curated record. Gene Ontology annotation, molecular function: protein binding. The transcript has 12 exons.
UAGUAAAUACCCGAACGACGCUUCGACGCAUAAAAUUGGCGGUAAAAUCAUGACAAAAUAGAUCUAUUAUAGUCUAUAGAGUAGAUAUUAUAAUAUAAUAGAUCUAUUUUGUCACGGGUAAAAUUAUAUUGUAGACUGUAGUAGUCUGUUGAGUACCUAAAAAGUAAAAACCUUCCAAUCUUCCGAUUCGGGAGACAGACGCACAGUUAUCAUUAAAUUCUGUAGCAUUGUGUAGCAGACAUCGACAAUUAUUAGUGUAGGUACCUACUUGAUAUCGUUUAUUAUAGUAUUUGGGCACAGUCAUUACUCAGUACUCACUAUAUUCAAGACUAGACCAGUUCAUGUGCGAUGAGGAUCAACCAUCGGAAGUCGGAGAGUUAUUUUGGUUAUAGGUACUCGCAUCAUAAAUCAUAUCGUCAGAUCCACAGUUAAAUAAUAUCAUCGUCCAUUACUGGUUCUGUCACUGAUUUGAAACUACGGUGUGAAAAUGUUAGGUAUGUCGGUAAACAAAAUGGAUGACUUACAGACUGCAUCAUGUGAAAGUGAUUUAAAGCAAGUUCUGAAAUCCAUUGCACCUGCACAAACAAAUUUUAAAAACAGUUAUUACUCUGGUAGAUUACUUGAAAAUUUACAAUCUUUCCGCAAAAACGAAGUUUUAUGUGAUAUUAAAUUGAAAACUGAUGAUGGUACUAUAGUAUUUGGACAUAAAAAUGUUUUAGUAGCAGCUAGCCCAUAUUUUCAAGCAAUGUUCAGUGUUUUCAGUGAGAGCGAUAAAGAUCUUGUUAAAAUUAAAGAGUUAGAUUCCAACGUUUUACAACUAUUAAUAGAUUAUAUUUAUACUGGUGAAAUUAUGGUUACAAUUGAAAAUGUACAGGUUUUGUUACCAGCAGCAAAUGUAUUACAGUUAGACUAUGUAACUAGUGCAUGUGUUGAGUUUUUACGAACACAACUGGAUCCUUCAAAUUGUAUUGGUAUCAAAGCAUUUGCUGACUUGCAUAAUUGUACGGAAUUGAUUUCAAGUUCUGAAGCAUUCAUUAAUAAAAAGUUUUUAGAAGUGAUUAAAAGUGAAGAGUUCUUAUAUUUAUCUUGUGAAAAAGUGAUUCAGCUUAUCUCCUGUGAUGACCUUGCUGUUCCAUCUGAAGAAAAAGUAUUUGAAUGUGUUAUUAAUUGGGUGAAAUAUGAUCUGAAUGAAAGAAAAGAUUUUUUGCCAGAAUUAAUGGAACAUGUACGUUUGCCAUUAAUAGCAUCAUCGCCAGAUAUAUUAAAAAAUAUAGUUGAAGAACCUCUUCUUAGAAAUAAUCCAAAAUGUAACAAAUUUAUAUUAGAAGCUUUACAUUUUCAUUUACUAAAGUCAGUUCAGCAUUUCAUCAUUUCUCAUUCAAUUCGCUAUAAACCUAGACAGUUUAGUGGCUUAAAAAAAGUCAUUCUAAUUUUCACAUGGUCUGAGACUUUACCAAAGUGUUAUACAGAUUGGUAUGACCCAGCAACCAACAUCCGAAGGAGUGCUCCAGAAAUAGAUGAUUGUCGUAGGAAAGCUGGUGUAGGUGUCAUAAGAGGUCAAUUUGUUUUUGUUUUGGGUGGCUUGAAUAACACAAGUUCUCGAUCUGUUAGUUUGCUUGAUGUAUCUUCACCCUUUCCAUGUUGGAUACCAAUGGUCAACAUGUUGGUUAGUCGAGCAUAUUUAGGAGUUGGUAUAUUAGACAAUUGUAUUUAUGCAGUUGGUGGAUUUGAUGGUUUUGUUCCAGUAAAGAGUGCAGAGGUUUUUGAUCCCAGUAUUCAAAAAUGGAGAAUGGUAACUAGUAUGACUAUUAAUAGAAGUCUUUUGGGUAUUGGUGUACUCAAUAAUCAUUUAUAUGCGAUAGGAGGUUUUGAUGGUUAUGAUAGUUUGAAGUCUGUGGAAAGGUAUGAUCCCUCACUUGACACAUGGACACUAGUUGCAGAACUAUCUGUAUGUCGCAAUAGUGUUAGUAUCGCGGUCAUGGAUGGAGUUCUAUAUGCUAUCGGUGGUAUUGAUGGAUCGGAGAAUCUUAAAAGUGUUGAGGUAUAUAGACCAAGUGAUGGAGUAUGGUCUUUUAUUGCUGAUAUGCAUUUAUGUCGAAAGAAUUCUGGAGUAGUCACAUUAGAUGGCUUAUUAUAUGUUAUGGGAGGAGAAUCUGAAAAAUCAUUUUUUAAUACUAUGGAAGUGUACAAUCCCAAAACCAAUACCUGGUCCAUAGAAACAUUGCCAAGAAACCAUCAUAAUUUCACUGACGACCAAAUUUUUUGUGGUGUAGUCGUUAAUAGGCCACCACAUUUAACUAAUUGA